Molecule: messenger RNA, 630 nt
Organism: Candidozyma auris
Lineage: Eukaryota; Fungi; Ascomycota; Pichiomycetes; Serinales; Metschnikowiaceae
Gene: TFS1
Product: Tfs1p
Exons: 1
Coding region: 1-630 (209 amino acids)
Biological process (GO): regulation of Ras protein signal transduction; regulation of proteolysis
Molecular function (GO): peptidase inhibitor activity; phospholipid binding
Source: RefSeq, a predicted model, not a curated record
AUGAAUUUGAUGACAAUUUCUCAAUCCUUGGACGAAGCCUACAACAAACAUUCCAUCAUCCCCGAUGUCGUCGACAAAUUCGACACUCAGGGUUUGUUAACUAUUGAGUACUCGAAAGAACACCAUGUCACUUUGGGCAACACAUUGAAAGUGGCGGACACUCAGCAUGUUCCAACCAUUCAAUUCACAUUGAACUCACCAAACCAAGAGAAGGAAUUGCAGGUUAACGAGGAGGACAAAUUCACUUUGGUGUUGACCGAUCCGGAUGCUCCAACUAGAGGUGAUAAGAAAUGGUCGGAAUACGCCCACUGGAUUGUCACAGACUUGCCAUUGAACACAAACAACGCUGAGUCUGAGGAGUCCUUGUCUACAGUGUUGGAUAUUAGUAAGGGUAAAGAGCUCUUGAGCUACGUUGGCCCAGCGCCACCUGAGAAGACAGGAAAGCACAGAUAUGUUUUCUUAUUGUACAAGCAGGAUCCCAAGGCCAAUUUGGUCACACCACCUGACAGACCAACCUGGGGAACCAAUGUGCCUGGCUCUGGAGUCAGAGACUAUUUCAAAAAACACGGCGGCAACUCACAAUUGUUGGCCGUCAACUUCUUCUUUGCUCAGAACGAAGUCCAGGAGUAG